AUGAAGGCUGAAACCCAAAGUACCCUGGACGUAUUCUAUUUGGCUCAAAUAACAGCCGGCAUCUACCGCUCUUCGAACCAGCUCGAGGGCACCUUCCCCUCCGCAGACGAGUUUGAUACAUUCUACGCUGAGCAUCAGGACCUGCUCAACCGUGAUGCUUGGAGACAAUACUACUCACCGACUCUGCUCACCGAGACAAUCUCGGCUCGCUUUUACCGCCUUCCCGACUUGAAAGAGCUUCCGGACUCUAGCGAUCCGCUUGCGCAACCGCGACGGAAAGGAACCGGGCACUUUACAAAACUUCCACGAUGGGCCCAUACCGUUGCGGGUUCUCGUCGUCGACAGCCGACUCUCCCUGUCGAGACCAUCAUUCAGAUAGCCCUCUCCACCCUCGAGCAGACGAUCUCACGCCUACGGACGGACUUCCCAAGCGUUCAACCUUACUCAGAGACUCAGGCACGCUUCUGGCUCAGUUACAUGAAGAUAGAUUCUUCUGUUCCGGUCACCAAAGAGGCAUUGGGCCUCAACGGAUUUGGCAUUCACGUCGCCCAAGGAGCUUUCGAUAUGUGGGCCUGGGAAGCGCACUACUCACAAAAGACAUGGGAAUCGGUUUCCGCGCAGUAUCUCGAGCCGGAAUUGGAUGGGACACGCAAGAGCGAGGUGGACUGGUGUGGCUGGCCGGAUGGUGGCAUAGGUGUGCAGGCGUGGUGCAGAGGGUGGGAGCCGGAGGUCGGAAGUGAAGAGGAGGUUGCGUUCUUGGCAGCGGCUGCGGUUGAAGAGACGAAAGGUAUCGAUUUGGGCGAUCUAAACUUUACAAUGCGAUCGCAUAUUCUUUGGGCAGUGAUGCGUACUGUCUUCCAGAGCGCGGGAGAAAAGCCUGUAGAUGAUCUGAAGCGGAGGAUGGUUGAGGCAGGCAAUAUUGUUGAGAUUGAUGAGAUCAAAGCCGAACUGUGGAUUCGAGAAGCCGUCAUGGUCAUGGAGCCAUACGUUCAAAGGCGUGGUGGAUGGCCUGCUGCAGCAGAAGACAGGAGUGAAUUGCUUAGGCAAAUUCUGGUUGAAAACGGGCAACUAUUCUUCCAUAGUAUAUUGGCCUAG
Molecule: messenger RNA, 1095 nt
Organism: Colletotrichum karsti
Lineage: Eukaryota; Fungi; Ascomycota; Sordariomycetes; Glomerellales; Glomerellaceae
Exons: 1
Coding region: 1-1095 (364 amino acids)
Source: RefSeq, a predicted model, not a curated record